CGCUCCCACUCCCACUCCCACCCCCACCGGUCCCGCUCCCCCGACGCCGGCCGCCACAAGCGCCGCCGCGAGGUGUCGCCCGUCGCCGACCCGAAGGAGGACAGGAAGCCGGACCCCCCCUCCGCCCUCAAGGCCGCCGAGGAGCCGGCCCCGGUUGGUGACGGGGACGUGGACGCCGAGGAGCUGGAGAUGAUGAAGAUGAUGGGGAUCCCCGUCGGGUUCGACUCCACCAAGGGUAAGUACGUCCCCGGCGCCGACGUCAGCGGCGUGCGCGCCGUCACCAAGCGCCAGCCGCGGCAGUACAUGAACCGCAGGGGCGGGUUCAACCGUCCCCUGCCGCCCGAGGUCAACCGCUGAGGAGGAUCAUGUAUCAAUGCAGUAUACCUCGUUGCCGGAUUGCAAACUUGCAGUGGACUAUUUGACUUCUUCGCCGGCCAUAGCAAGGGUUGAGCUUCUACUGUCUACCAAGCAUGUAUAACCUUGAUGGCUAGUUACUUUGCCAAACUUUGAAGACUAAAGACAUGUAGUUCUCGUUUUCAUCAUUUGCUCUGUCGACAAUCCAGGAAAAGAUAUUGGUGGCGUGUUUUUGGAAAUGUGGUUUAGAAAUUUACAUGAUGUUUCUGCACAUAAUUUGGUGAGCAUCAAGAGCAAUGUUUGUGUA
Triticum urartu is the source of this 661-nucleotide messenger RNA. RefSeq names its product U4/U6.U5 small nuclear ribonucleoprotein. Gene Ontology annotation, cellular component: precatalytic spliceosome. The record is from RefSeq and is a predicted model, not a curated record. Gene Ontology annotation, biological process: RNA splicing. Lineage: Eukaryota; Viridiplantae; Streptophyta; Magnoliopsida; Poales; Poaceae.